Penicillium canariense is the source of this 1251-nucleotide messenger RNA. RefSeq names its product putative aspartate transaminase. The transcript has 3 exons. Bases 1 to 1251 code for a protein of 416 amino acids. NCBI's taxonomy places the organism in Eukaryota, Fungi, Ascomycota, Eurotiomycetes, Eurotiales, Aspergillaceae. Gene Ontology annotation, biological process: L-aspartate biosynthetic process. Gene Ontology annotation, cellular component: cytosol. The record is from RefSeq and is a predicted model, not a curated record. Gene Ontology annotation, molecular function: L-aspartate:2-oxoglutarate transaminase activity; pyridoxal phosphate binding.
AUGGCCAAGCCUGUCCCUACCCGCCUCACCGUGGCCCCUGUGCUCCCAGACGAGGUUUUCACCUUAAACGCCGCCUACUUCGCCGACACAUACCCGCAGAAGGUCAGCCUGGGUGUGGGUGUGUACCGUACAGACGAUGGAAAGCCCUGGCCACUGCCGGUGGUCCGGAAGGCUGAGAAGGAGCUGGCGGAGGACGACGACCUUAUGCGACAUGAGUACACCGCGAUCGAGGGCGACAUUGCUUUCUUGCCGCUCGCGCAGGAUUUGAUGUUCGGUUUCACGGGACAGCAGGGUGAAGAGGAGGCCAAGGCACGCAUCGCUACCGUACAGACGGUCGCCGGCACUGGUGCCAACCACUUGGGUGCCCUGUUCCUCGCCCACCACAUGAAGCCCCCAACCGUCUGGUUGUCGAACCCCUCGUGGGCGAAUCAUAUGACCAUCUGGGAGCUGGCCGGUGUGCCUCGCAAAACCUACCCCUACUACCACGCCGCGACCCGGUCCUUUGACUUCGACGGCAUGAUGUCGACUCUCGAGUCCGAGACUCAGGAGGGCGACGUCGUCCUGCUGCACGCCUGCGCCCACAAUCCCACCGGCCUGGAUCCGAGCAAGGAGCAGUGGAUUGCCAUCGCUGACCUUUGCGAGCGCAAGAAGCUCUUCCCCUUCUUUGACUCCGCCUACCAGGGCUUCGCCUCUGGCUCCGUCGAGGAAGACGCCUGGGCCGUGCGCUACUUCUUCAACAACAAGCCCGACAUGGAGAUGUGCGUGGCGCAGAGCUUUUCUAAGAACUUCGGUCUGUACGGCCAGCGCGUCGGCGCUUAUCACUACGUGACCAAUCGCAAUGCUACUGCUAUCCGCGACGUCAUUGUUAACAACCUUUGCCACCUAAUUCGUGCCGAAUUCUCCAUGGGUCCCCGUAUUGGUUGCAGCAUUGUGAAGAAGAUCUUGACCAAUGACGAGCUGGUGGCCGACUGGCACCGGGACCUGCAGGUCAUGAGCUCUCGUAUCCAGUCCAUGCGCCACGCUUUGUAUAAUGAGCUGGUUCGCCUGAAAACCCCUGGCACCUGGGAGCAUAUUAUUGAGCAAAAUGGCAUGUUCUCCUACACUGGUCUCACCCCGAAACAAGUCUACGCCCUUAAGGACAAGUACCACGUCUACCUGCUGAAGUCUGGUCGCGCCUCCAUCAGCGGCUUGAGCCAGAAGAAUGUCGCCUAUGUGGCCCAGGCCAUCGACGAUGUCGUUCGGAAUUUCUAA